CUCCGUUGUCCAGUACGGUCGCUAUGGGUCGGAAUCGACUCCACGGCACAGAAACAGUGCUCCUUUGCUUGUGCGAAGUGUUUACAAUUCGCUAUUGAGCUUUCACUUGUUUUCCGGCGACUUUGGGAACCUCUGUACUCGUCCAGGCUUCCAUCACACCGCACAUGAGAUGUUGCUGUUGGAACAAGUUAACCUAAAACAUGGAUAUCAGACCAAAUCAUACAAUUUAUAUCAACAAUAUGAAUGACAAAAUUAAAAAAGAAGAAUUGAAGCGAUCCUUAUACGCCCUGUUUUCUCAGUUUGGCCACGUGGUAGAUAUUGUGGCUUUAAAGACUAUGAAGAUGAGGGGACAGGCCUUUGUUAUAUUUAAAGAACUGGGCUCAUCCACAAAUGCCUUGAGACAGUUACAAGGAUUUCCAUUUUAUGGCAAACCAAUGCGAAUCCAGUAUGCAAAAACAGAUUCUGAUAUAAUAUCUAAAAUGCGUGGCACUUUUGCUGACAAGGAAAAGAAAAAAGAAAAGAAAAAAGCCAAAACUGUGGAACAGACUGCAGCAACCACAAACAAAAAGCCUGGUCAGGGAACACCAAAUUCAGCUAACACUCAAGGAAAUUCAACACCAAGUCCUCAGGUCCCUGAUUACCCUCCAAACUAUAUUUUAUUCCUUAAUAACUUACCAGAAGAGACUAAUGAGAUGAUGUUAUCCAUGCUGUUUAAUCAGUUCCCUGGUUUUAAGGAAGUGCGCUUGGUGCCUGGGAGGCAUGACAUAGCUUUUGUUGAGUUUGAAAAUGACGGGCAGGCUGGAGCUGCCAGGGAUGCUUUACAAGGAUUUAAGAUCACGCCAUCUCAUGCCAUGAAGAUCACCUAUGCCAAGAAGUAACAUUUGGAAUAGUCUUCUUUAAAGGACUUGGCUUUAUUUAUUAUGCUUGUUUUGAUAACUUUUGGUCAGGCCAUUUUAUGAUUGGGAGCAGAGGGGAUAGUAAAACUUUUGUGGAGGACUUAAAUAAUUACCUAGUCUUUCAUUAGCCUUAGUGAGCUGUGAAAUAUGAAGGCCUUAAUUUUGUACAAUAAACUUUUAUUUGUAUUCUAUGUA
Molecule: messenger RNA, 1091 nt
Organism: Trichechus manatus latirostris (Florida manatee)
Lineage: Eukaryota; Metazoa; Chordata; Mammalia; Sirenia; Trichechidae
Gene: SNRPB2
Product: small nuclear ribonucleoprotein polypeptide B2
Exons: 7
Coding region: 201-878 (225 amino acids)
Biological process (GO): mRNA splicing, via spliceosome
Cellular component (GO): U1 snRNP
Molecular function (GO): U1 snRNA binding
Source: RefSeq, a predicted model, not a curated record